Molecule: messenger RNA, 2400 nt
Organism: Capsicum annuum
Lineage: Eukaryota; Viridiplantae; Streptophyta; Magnoliopsida; Solanales; Solanaceae
Product: protein NRT1/ PTR FAMILY 6.4
Exons: 5
Coding region: 396-2177 (593 amino acids)
Biological process (GO): response to nitrate; transmembrane transport
Cellular component (GO): membrane
Molecular function (GO): nitrate transmembrane transporter activity
Source: RefSeq, a predicted model, not a curated record
UUUUGUAAAAGGAAUAAGUAGGGAUAACCAAGAGAUUCUAGCAACUUGGUCCCAAUAGUGUUGUUCUGUGGAGAUAAGAAGCACUUUCAGAUCAAAGAGAAAUGACAUUUUUUCAAUCUUAUUCCUUUGUGGGGUUUGCUAACUUUUUGACCACAUAAUCAUCUUGCAAUCAGUCAGUCAGUCAGUUACCCUCCUGAUCUAGAAAGAUAUUUAACAUGAAAUUCUGUUGUGUUAAUGCCUACCUUUUCCAACUUUUUGCCUAAUCAUUCAUUCAAUUUUUCUCUACUUUUUUUGGCCUUAUAUAUACAUCUUCCUUCCUUCAUUCCUUAUUCAUCAUAUUAACUAUAUUCUCUUCUAUCUCAUUUCUCCCUUGUUAAGACAAAUAUUCCACUACAAUGGUUUUGGUUCAUAAUCAUGCUGAAAAAGAUGGCUCAACUGAUGGAGCUCUAGUUGAUUUUCGUGGAAAUCCGGUUGAUAAAUCGCGUACCGGAGGAUGGCUUGGUGCAGGGCUCAUUCUAUGUACAGAGUUAUCAGAAAGAAUAUGUGUCAUGGGGAUAUCGAUGAAUUUGGUGACGUACUUGGUUGGAGAUUUACAUCUUCCAUCUUCUGAUUCUGCCAACAUUGUUACUAAUUUCAUGGGCACACUCAACCUUCUUGCCCUGCUUGGUGGUUUCUUGGCUGAUGCUAAACUAGGCCGUUAUGCAACUAUUGCAAUCUUUGGUUGCAUCGCUGCUGUGGGAGCAACACUAUUGACACUUGCAACAUCCAUCCCAAGUAUGAAGCCUCCCGUGUGCGACUCAAGAUCGAAGGGCCACUGCAUCGAAGCCAGCGGGCAGCAGCUCAUUCUCCUCUUCGCAGCAUUAUACACCAUAGCGCUCGGUUGUGGAGGGAUCAAGUCCAGCGUAUCCGGUUUUGGAUCGGACCAAUUUGAUUCAUCAAAUCCUAAAGAGAACAAGGCCAUGAUAUACUUCUUCAACAGAUUCUACUUCUGCAUAAGCCUUGGAUCUUUGUUUGCUGUGACUGUAUUAGUGUAUAUACAAGACAAUGUUGGAAGGGGGUGGGGGUAUGGUAUAUCAGCAGGCACAAUGGUACUAGCGGUGGCUGUUUUGCUUGGUGGAACAUCAUUGUACAGAUUCAAGAAGCCAGAGGGAAGUCCUUUGACUAUUAUAUGGAGAGUUUUGAUCUUGGCUUGGAGAAAGAGAAAGCUUUCUCACCCUUCUGAUCCUGGAUUCUUGAAUGAAUAUCACAACGCAAAAGUGCCACAUACAAAAAUGCUAGGGUGUCUCGACAAGGCAGCGAUUCUUGAUGAUUAUGCAGCUGCAGAUGAAAAUAGAAACAAUCCAUGGAUAGUAUCAACAGUUACUCAAGUCGGAGAAGUGAAAAUGGUUCUUAAGUUGAUUCCGAUAUGGUCCACGUGCAUACUUUUUUGGACAGUUUAUUCUCAAAUGAAUACUUUUAGCAUCGAGCAAGCUACCUUCAUGAAUCGAAACGUUGGCAAAUUUGGCAUCCCAGCAGGCUCCUUUGCCUUUUUUCUCUUUAUUUCUAUACUCUUGUUUACGUCCAUAAAUGAAAGGGUCACCGUACCAAUUGCUAGAAAAAUCACUGGCAAUAGACAAGGACUCACAAGCCUUCAAAGAGUUGGAAUUGGACUAAUGCUAUCCGUUAUUGGUAUGGUAGCAGCAGCUAUUGUAGAAAAGCAACGAAGGGAAAAUGCAACAAAACACAAUUAUAGCAUGAGUGCAUUUUGGUUAGUCCCUCAGUUCUUCAUUGUUGGUGCUGGUGAAGCUUUUGCCUACGUAGGACAACUCGAAUUUUUCAUCAGGGAAGCACCUGAAGGGAUGAAAUCAAUGAGCACAGGGCUAUUCCUUAGCACCCUCUCAAUGGGAUUUUUUAUGAGUAGCUUGCUAGUGUCAAUCGUACAUAAGGUAACAAAUGGAAGCUGGCUUAAAAGCAAUUUGAACAACGGUAGGCUAGAGGACUUCUACUGGAUGCUAGCAGUGCUAGGAGUACUCAACUACUUGGUUUUCCUCGUUUUCUCAUGUAGACAUCAAUACAAAGCGCAAAACCUUAGUACUACUCUUGAAGACUCAGAAGAAGAGCUCAAGAAUUGGAACAAUACGAGCAUCAAUGACAACGCGGAAAAGAAUCCUAAUGAUGCAGAAAAGGAGGAAGUCUAAAUGUUCAGCCAUGAUCUUAGAUAGGAGGUUCGAGGCCUCAUUCUUUUCUAUAGUUUGUAUUAUAAUAUAUGGUAUUCAUUUCGUAGUGGCGAUGUGUAGUAUGUCUGUUUAGACAUUAAGGUUUGUGUAUUAGUUAAAGAAUGAGAGCUGAUAUAUGAUAAUUUGCAUAAUCACAAAAUGUGAUUUUUGGCAUAGUAAUAGAAGAACAAUUGUGGUUUUUGAA